GAGCGCAGUGACAGCUAUCUAGAGCGUGUUUUAGUGUUCAUUUGGUUGAGGAACCGUUUUCCUGCGCGUUCUAUGUAGCCUACCGGUUUUGUCUGCCCUCAGAUGAGGAGUCUAGUUGCAAUGUGGUAGUCUGGCUGAGAGAGAGAGAGAGAGAGAGAGAGAGAGAGAUGGUGAUACGCGACCCGCCCCGUGAGGCUCGUGUGGGCGGGCAGCAGUGAGCGGAAACGUGCUUACAGGCAGAGCUUCAUUUCAUCCAGCUUCGUAUCGCAACGUGCUUGCCCUCUCGCGUCAGCUACCGGAAAGUUUAGGUGCCUAGAAACUUCACGGCCGUCUGGGAACUGUGGAUUGUGUGAGAGAUGGAGCUGUUUCGGUCUGUUUAAAGCCCAAGUCCAUGACUUACAAGGCCUGAUGUUCCGAUGGCAUGGCUAGCUGUUCUCUGGAUCCUGGAGUGUCUGACGUGCUCCUCACAUGCUCUUCUAGACGAACCCCCUUCCUGUCUGAUCCCUUUCUCUCAGACGGACAUCUUCUGUGAAUGGACACCAGACGCUGGACUGACCAACUACACACUUCACUGGAGCUAUGAUGAAGUGGACAAGUCGGAGAAGGCGAGUGUUGGUGGCGGGACCAUUCUGCGGCGGCACUACGACCGGCUGGCCCUGGUGUCCGUGUGGAUAACAGCCUCUGACUCUCAGGGCUCACACACGUCACCCAAGACACACUUCCUUCCCAGCAGCAUCACCCAGCCUCCUCCUCCUGACUCUGUCAGCAGUGUGAGUGUGGAUGGACACAUGGAGGUAUCUUGGAGUUGGGCUCCAGAGCCCGGCGAGGAGUGCGUUACUAUGGAAAUGCGCUGUGGCGUACGCUACCGCAUACUUGGACACCAGCGCUGGACACAGGAGGAGGGAAUAACUGCACGCCACUUCCAAUUGGUUGAGCCACUGCCGUUGACCCGGUACGAGUUUCAGGUGAGGUGCACCUGUGUGGAGGUCAUGAGCCCCUGGAGUAACCUCACACUGGACACGCCUCAAGCAGCUCCUGUGGAUUUAGUAGACAUAUGGACAGACUGUGGCCUCUCCUCACACACACCCUGUAACAUCACUUGGAAGGAUCCUGAUAGGUCUCUCCAGAGGGCCAAUCUUGAGGGAUUUGAUUUCCGUGAGGAGUUCCAAAACGGAACCAUGCGGAAGUGGACCGUCAGCAGGUCGGCCUGUGGCUGUGCAUCAGCGGAGCGUGUGUGCAGACGAGCCGUCAGUCUGCUGGACGUCACGCGUGUGUGUGUGUCGGCGCGCAACUCACUAGGGGUCACCCAGCCCGCCUGCAUCAACUUGACCUUUCACACAGAAGUGCCAUCCAUGAAGUUCACUGUCACAAGAGAGGGAGAGCAGGGUUUGACUGCUUCCUGGUCUCCGCCCCCUCACUUCUCUGAGCAUGUGCAGGAGUAUGUGCUUCAGAGACGGCGGGCGGGACUUCCCUUCUCAGAUGAAUUUGAUUGGAUCAGAGUCAACAGAGACAAGAACGCCACUCUUCUUAAAGGUCAGUUCAGGAACUGCACGCCGUAUGACAUCUCUCUAUUUGUCCUGAUGCUCAACCAGACCACCCAGAUGAUGGCAUCUACUGUGGCUUUUAGCUUCCAGUGUGUUCCUCCUGAGGUUCCGUUUGACGUCCAGUGCAGACACGACUCGGCCUUAGUCUCCUGGGCACACACUGCACUGAAGGACACAGUCGGACAUAUGCUGCGCUACAGACUGCAGCUUAACAACAAUACAGUGUACCAUGCGGAGGGCACCCAGUUCCUGCUGCUGGGUCUGCAGCCUGCCCAGACCUAUGAGCUCACCCUGCAGGCAGAGACGGGGGCUGGAGUGGGGCACAUCAGAAGGCUCAUUUGCACCACCUCAACACCACCAGGUUUCCCCGUACAAGUGGUGGUGUGGUUUCUCGCAGCAUGUGUGUGUUGCCUCUCUGUUGGAUGCUGGAUCUACAAGACCCGCGUCCUCCACUGUGGUUAUGUGCCAGACCCUAAGCAUAGCCAGCUACUGCAGGAGCUCAACCACCUGUGGCAUCCCGUGCAGUUCUGCUCUCUCUCCGAGCCUGUCUUGAAGGGCUCUCAGUUGGAAGUCGUCCCCCUUCCGGAGAAGACGGACCCUCUGUGGCUUCAGACCAAAGACCGUCUGCACACGCCACGCGGCACAGAUGACCCUUACCCGGACCCCAGAGAGCACUUCUACCCCAACAGAGAGCACCUGCACCUGGACACCACACACCUGUCUGGGCCGGACGACUGGCCGCACACGGAACAGGAGUGGCACCACAUCCCACAGGAUGAGGAGGACCAGGAGGAGGUGCAGGAGGAGGAGGAGAGGAGCUCAGACAGUGGCUUCUGCAGGACAGGGGAGUACAGCGACAGCCAUCUGCUGGAGGAUGAGGAUGAGCUGAGGAGUGCAGAGAGAGAGGAGGAGGAGGAGGAAAGUGACUAUGAUGGGUGGAGAGAGGAGGAGGAGGAGGAGGAUAGCUGGGACUUGUUCCAGAAGCCCAACUCGGACUACGAGAGACACAUGCCUGUGGCCCACUGCUAACUCCUCCUUGGGCCGAUAAGUCCCCUCCUACCUCACCGCUGACCUCCGGCCUCUGAGGCCACAGCAUGGACAUGGACUCGUUUUUCUCCUAAGGAACGAGAACUUCUCACAGAAACGUUUUCUCCUAAGGAGAACUUCUCACGGAAACGUUUUCUCUUGAGGGGAACCCCUCAGGGAAACAGGUUCCUCGGUAUUGGAGAAGAAAAUAACUUCCAGAGAGAGAGCCGUUCCUCAGAUUCCAAACUAGCUCAGGUGGUGUUUACGAAUGAAAACGAUGCAACCGGUGAUAUUUUUCUAGAUGCUUAUAUUUUAGAUGCAAACGGAGAUAUUUUUCUAGAUGCUUAUAUUUUAGAUGCAAACGGUGAUAUUUUUCUAGAUGCUUAUAUUUUAGAUGCAAACGGUGAUAUUUUUCUAGAUGCUUAUAUUUUAGAUGCAAACGGUGAUAUUUUUCUAGAUGCUUAUAUUUUAGAUGCAAACGGAGUUUUUAAAAACUCCCGCUAGAGUGGAGAUUUUGGAAAAUUUCGGUUGCACGUUUACAUGUAAACUGACAAAAACGGAGGUUUAGGCAGCCAACGUCACAUUAGGCCUAUGCACCAAAAGUACAACCUGUGUUUAGCCUAAAUUUUCAUUUGGCUAUGGUGAUCAUGGAUGCAUUCAGAGUGGCAGUUGCAUUUAUGUUGGUGCAAACUCUUUUCGUCUGUUUGCAAUUGCAAAUACAGUUUAAAAGACAAAGAGGAACUGAUUUGUUGCUGUUGUUGCUAUUUUUGGGAUUCUGAUUGGCUAACGUGGGCUUGAGCUUGUCGUUCGCUUUAGAGCCGUUUAUGAAAAUAGCCGGCCACGUGUAAACGUAGCCUCAGGGAAGACAUUGACACACAGGAGGGUUUUCAGGAAGAUUUGCACCUUUCAGCGUUUCCUCUGAAACAGAACCUUACUGUAGGCACUGGGUAUUGAGCACCGGGUGUUGACCACUGGGUUGACCAGUGAUUGGUUGACCAGUGAUUGAUUGACCAGACCAACUGUCACUGGAUCACUGGUAUCACUGGUAAGGGGUGAGGGGUCCGCUUGACCGGUCGGGGAUGAGGGGUCCGCUUAGUUAGUGUAGCUUAAGGAGGUCCGACCGAACAUGAGAACCCCUCAGCGUUCCCGCUGACACUGAGUCUUACACUGUGUGUGGUUGGCUGAUCGGACCAGACCGGGCGAGGGGGCCCAGUCAGUGGAGCUUAGAAAGAGGUCCGACCCUCAGCCAGGCUGUCCAUUUACCCUUCAACAGCUGACUUUGGCGGCGUACUGUGCACCUGUACACCACGCGGCUAUGGUGGCGUCCUGUACACCACAUGGCUAUGGCGGCGUCCUGUACACCUGUGCAACUGUACACCACACGGCUAUGGCGGCGUCCUGUACACCUGUACACCACACGGCUAUGGCGGCGUCCUGUACACCUGUACACCACAUGGCUAUGGUGGCGUCCUGUACACCUGUACACCACACGGCUAUGGCGGCGUACUGUACACCUGUACACCACACGGCUAUGGCGGCGUACUUUACACCAUAUGACUGAAUGCUUUUGUGCUUGAAAACUGGAGUUGUGGCCUUUGAACUUCUGCUUGUUUUGUAUUAUUAGCGCCUCAUGGUCCUCACUAGCCCCCGUUACAGCCUAGGAAGCCUGGCUCAGGCUUACACUGGGCUAGGCCCAGGACCUUCGCUGCUGGUGCUCUAAGCUGUUUCACAAUCUCGGAACGGAUAGCUGAGGCGUCUUUUUCUCUCAGAUACUCCAUGUUUAGCUGUUAAGAAAGGAUAUGAAAAAAACACUGUUUACUGCACAAUUGCCAUAUAUUCUAUAUUUUUAAUAACAUCCAAUACUUGAAAGUGCCAUAAGGAUCUUCAAUGUAUUAUUUCCCACUGCCCAGUUAUUUUGUAAUGUCAAGCUCAGAUUUUUGAUAUGUGACGUUUUACAUAGAAAAUCAUUUAUCUGCAUUGUAUUUUGUCUAUUAAUGUAUGUUUUCUAUUAAACGUUUUAUAUCUCUUGAAUAAAAGUUGUGAAGUAGCUUUU
This is a messenger RNA of Alosa sapidissima (American shad), 4623 nucleotides long. RefSeq names its product interleukin 12 receptor, beta 2a, like (gene il12rb2l). The transcript has 15 exons. The record is from RefSeq and is a predicted model, not a curated record. Gene Ontology annotation, molecular function: protein binding. The coding region runs from base 417 to 2573 and encodes 718 amino acids. NCBI's taxonomy places the organism in Eukaryota, Metazoa, Chordata, Actinopteri, Clupeiformes, Clupeidae.